GGUCUUUGCAAUACCUUUUUGCAAUCCCCCCCCAAAACCAAACGAAAGAAUCAACACACAAAAUUAAGUUGUGUAAUGAAAGUGAAGACACUUCUGUCUCUGUUGCUUUUAGAGCCUUUUGAAGACAAAGAGAGUCAUGGCAGAUCCCGGAAUCAAAACUGCCACAAGUUCAGUAAUAGGUACAGAUACAGUACUACAUUCAACAAUGUCAUCCACCAGCGAGAAGAAAGCAGCGUCAGAUAUUGUUGAAUUGCCCGGUGUUGAUGAAGCCAUUUCAACUGGAGGAAAAGUGUUUACACCUGAUUGGCGUUUCUGGGUCAUACUCACCUCCCUCGGGAUCACUUCUCUCCUCACUGCUAUUGAAGCAUCCGUAACAUCUACCGCGCUACCAUCUGUUGCGAAAGCCUUAGAUGCCAAGGAGCUAUACGUUUGGUUUGCUAGUGCUUUUUUCCUCACUAGUACUAUCUCACAACCUCUUUUUGGUCAGUUCGCCAACGUCUUUGGAAGAAGAUGGCCCAUAAUUGUCGCCGUCGCUCUGUUUGCCCUCGGAAGUGGUAUUUGUGGAGGUGCAACUUCCUCCGCAAUGCUGAUUGCCGGUAGAGGAAUACAAGGAAUAGGAGUUGGCGGUGUCAAUGUUAUGAUCGACUGCAUUGUCUGCGACUUGGUACCGUUGAGAGAGCGUCCCAACUACAUGGCUUUUAUCUUUUUGAUCUUUGCUGUUGGAAGUUCUCUGGGCCCAUUUGUGGGUGGGGUGCUUGUUGAUCGGGCUACCUGGCGCUGGAUAUUUUAUAUCAGUCUCCCAGUUGCAGGUACUUCUCUCUUCUUGAUGCUUAUAUUUCUUCAGGUUGAGUAUCGGAAACAGACCACUUUUGAACAGAAGAUGAAGAGGAUAGAUUGGCUCGGUAACUUUCUCCUGAGUGGGGCAGUUAUAUCGAUCCUGUAUGCUUUAACAUAUGCUGGUGCACUUUCGCCUUGGUCCUCAUGGAAAAUCAUAUUCCCUCUUGUCCUCGGCAUUGUCGUAUACAUCCUAUUUCACGUAUACGAAGCUUCGAGCUACUGCGUUGAGCCUACCAUUCCACCACGAAUGUUCGGAAAUCGCACGUCUGCAAUUGCCUUUAUCGCCACGUUCAUCCAUGGAAUGCUUACUUACUGGACGCUCUAUUUCCUCCCGGUUUACUUUCAAGGAGUGCUUCAAAGUACUCCAACACGAUCUGGAGUUCAGUUGUUGCCAACCGUCAUCGUUCUGGUUCCAUUUGCAAUAUUUGCAGCUCUUUGGACAACAAAAACAGGGCGAUAUAAACCACCUCAGUUGGUGGGAUGGGCAUUCAUGGUUGCAGGGCUAGGAGCACUGUCGACUCUAGAUCCAAACUCAAGCACGGCAAAAUGGGCAAUUUUUCAGAUAUUGAUAGCCAUGGGCUCAGGAAUGAUUAAUACUCCACUGCUGCCUGCUAUCCAAGCCGGUCUUCCAGAGAGUGACGUGGCCGCUUCCGCCGCUACUUGGUCAUUCAUGAGAGCUUUUGGGUCAAUUUGGGGAGUCUCUAUUCCUGGCGCUAUCCUUGACAACCAAUUCAAUAGUAUUGUUGCAGGUCUGAGCGACAAGAGUAUUUCGGAUAGGUUGGUAGGAGGCUCGGCCUACCAACAAGCGUCCAAAGAGUUUAUCAAUUCCUUUUCCCCAGAUGUUAGAAUCGAGCUUAUCGACGCAUAUUCCCGUUCUCUGAAGAUUGUUUGGUAUGUAGCUCUUGGAUUUGGGAUUUUGGGCUUUAUUAUAACCUGGGGCGAGAAAGAGAUUGCUUUGAGAGAAACUCUAGAGACUGAUUAUGGAAUGAAAGAGCGAAAGGCGAAAACGCUUAAUGCUUCUAACAACGCAUAGAGGAAACCUAGAAUUUUGAGUCAUUGGAGACAAUAUGGGAUCUGUUUAGACUGGUAGAUGGAGCUUGAAUUGGUCCACGUCUAUAUUCUUUGUUGUAAUAAUCUUCUGCGCCAUGAUCUUCAACAUCCUAUGUAAGGGAUAAUAAUAUGAAUGGCUAUAACUACAAAUGAUAGACCAUAUAAUGCCGGAGUGCGAAAUUUUGCUAUUUGAUUACGUUUAUGGUACCUGGUAGACGUAUAGUGUAGGAUUCAAGAGGUAACACCUAUCAAAAAAAUACGGAUAUUGAGACAAAAUUCAAUCACAAACGCCCCCGGGAACAUCAAUAGACAGGGUAAUAGAAGGAUGAACAAUUUUCGGCGAAAUGGGCCGGAGAAUAAUCAAUCCGAUCA
Botrytis cinerea B05.10 is the source of this 2259-nucleotide messenger RNA. RefSeq lists its product as hypothetical. The transcript has 2 exons. Lineage: Eukaryota; Fungi; Ascomycota; Leotiomycetes; Helotiales; Sclerotiniaceae. Gene Ontology annotation, biological process: transmembrane transport. Gene Ontology annotation, molecular function: transmembrane transporter activity. The coding region runs from base 137 to 1870 and encodes 577 amino acids. The record is from RefSeq and is a predicted model, not a curated record.